Messenger RNA from Carya illinoinensis, 846 nucleotides. Its product is annotated as mitochondrial import receptor subunit TOM9-2-like. Gene Ontology annotation, biological process: intracellular protein transport. Gene Ontology annotation, cellular component: mitochondrial outer membrane. The transcript is spliced from 2 exons. Lineage: Eukaryota; Viridiplantae; Streptophyta; Magnoliopsida; Fagales; Juglandaceae. The record is from RefSeq and is a predicted model, not a curated record. The coding region runs from base 133 to 447 and encodes 104 amino acids.
AAUUCUGCCUGAAAAUACAAGUUGAAGUUUCACUGUUUCGGUGAAGACCAAAACCUUUCUCAGAAGUUGAAACCUUCCCCUCUGUCCCUUCGAGCGGUUCAGCUUCUCAAAACCUUUGUCACUAUCUCCUAUAUGGCGUCGCAACCCCGAAGAGGCGGAGUUUCCCUGCCGGAGAGGCGGGCCGCGAAAAGUGACUCCAACGGCAGCAUAAUCUCGAAGCUGAGUGGUUCCCCCAUCGUGUCGCGAGGCAGGCAGGCAGCUAGCGACGCCGUACUCGUGACCAGGAAGCUUCUGAAGAGCACGGGAAAGGCCGCGUGGAUCGCCGGCACGACAUUCCUGAUCCUGGUAGUACCUCUCAUCAUCGAGAUGGACCGUGAGCAGCAGAUGAAUGAGCUCGAGCUGCAGCAGGCCAGCCUUCUCGGUACCCCGCCCCAGCCCCAGAAGUGAACCGUAACAAACGAGUAUCGGGUCCGUUUGGCGACCAUUGGUUUUCCCGAAAGUUAUAUUGUUGGGAGAGGGGAGGCGUAGGGGUUCUUUUGAAUGCACCUGAAGACAUCUCGUAUGUUCUCAAAUAUGGAAUAAUGCAGAAGAAGCAGUGGUACAAUGUCCGUUAGCUUCAAGCUCGGUGAUUUUCAUGCGACUUGUUUGACAAGAUGAAUGCAAGAUCCACCAAUGAAAAGGAGAAAAAAAAAAAGAGAACAAUAUAAACAUUAAGGUAGAACCUUUUGGGGAGGGUUGGAAUAUUUAGGCAUGUUUUCUGUUGCCAAAUAACUGUUUCUGUUCAAACUGAAUAUGAUGUUACUCAUUUAAGAAAUCUUUAAUUGUUGGAUUCUUGUCUCUUGCAAA